CCUACUGAACUCUCCGUUCAAGUGAAACCGGAGGGCUGCGGAGCGCGCGGAGGGAGGCAUGGAAAGAUAGAGAGCGCGAGAGAGAGAGAAAAGAAAUGAAUGAGCGACAACCGAGACAAACCACAGCCGAGGUUAUGAGUGCUGCGACAAUGCGUUUCCGAGGGACGUUUACGUGAGCGGAGAGAAGCCGACUUGAAGAGGGGGGGAGACAGCGAGAAGUCACAAGGUCCAGUCCAAGGUCACAGAGUUCCUGACCCCAUGGCAGACGUCCUGGAGAGUGGCGGCGCGGGGGCGGUUGGACCGGCCAGCGUCGAUUGGCAGAAACGCUGCGUUGCCCUGGAGAUGCAGCUGCUGAGGUUCCGUCUCCAAGCGGGGAAAAUCCGAGAACUUCUGGCAGAGAAGAUGCAGGAACUGGAGCAGAGGGUAAUCGAGGCGGACCAGCGGGCCGAGAGCGCUGAGAAACAGAUCCAUGUCAUGGAAGAAAAGCUGAAAUCUGCGAACGUACAAACCGGCGAGUCGGAGAGCUUGCUGUACAGAAAGCACCAGGAUUUGACCAAUCAAGUUCAAGAAAAAGACGCCGCGAUAAAGAGAUUGGAGAUGCAGCUGGAAAAGCAGAUCUUAGUCAGAGCCCAGGAGGCAAAGAUCAUUGAGGAGAAGGCUGCCAAGAUUAAAGACUGGGUUACCUUGAAGCUCAGAGAGAUGGAGCAAGAGAACCAGCAGCUGAAAAGGAGCAACCUGAAGCAAGCAGAGCAGAUCCUGCUGCUUCAGGACAAACUACAAGCUCUCCUGGAGAAGCCUGCUUGUCCUGGAUCCCCUACCACCUCCCCUCUGAUUGAUACCCACCUGGUGCCCAACAGCCCCCUCUACCCACCCAGCUGCCCAGGCACCCCACCAGCCCAAGAUGAGAGCUGGAGACCGCCUGGUCCCCGUACGACGGCCUCUAAUAUGAAGACCUCGUCAGCAGAUGUGAAGUGGUCUUCUGAAUCUAAAGGGGCAUGCCAAGCAGACAUCACAGUCAAUGAUGCUCAUGGUAGGACCAGUAACGGCCCCAGCAGCCCUGUGCCCUGUGGUGGACCAGAGCACGGUCCACCACCCUCCACCAGGGACAGACGGGCUGGGGGCUCCGACAGGGACAAUUCCUCUGACGAGCUCAACAGCAAGUUCCGCUCUCAGUGCCUUCACUCCUCCUCCUCAUCCUCCUCGUCUUCCUCCUCGACCUACGAGAUGGCCCAUGGUCCCAGCAGCCCCGACACUCCCACUGGCAUAAUUCCCAAGAGCCCACUCCUGUCGCGCUCCCCCUCCACCAACCAGCCCUUUCCAACCCUUCCCCAGCCCCUGUCCCAUCAGUCAGGAACCAGCAUGACCUUACCCAAGGUACGGACCCCACUGACCCCCAGAGACAGCAUCCAACUGGUGAAGAAGCAUUAUAGUCAGCCCCAGCCCGGCCUGGACAGGCUCCACCACCUCAAUGUGAACAUAGACAUCAUGACCUCAUCCUCCUCCACCUCCUCCACCCUCCAGAGCACCGGCACCGUGGCCUCGCCCUUCACCCAAGUUGUGGAGGAGACGGACAUCGAUGAUGGGCUUCCUGACACCAUGGAGGGAGUGGUGGAGGGCCUGGGAUCGGAGGAGCCGCCCCGUGAUGGCGUCUCAUUUGUGGGGCUCGCAGAGGAACUGGAGCGGUUGGAUCCAGAGGUUCUGAAGCCACCAACCCCUCCCUUGCACCGCUUCCCUUCCUGGGAGAGUCGCAUCUAUGCUGUGGCCAAGUCAGGGAUGAGAGUUUCAGAGCCCAGCCCUGGAACCAGGGGUCCCGGACGAGCUUCCACCUUGCCCCAGUAUCCAGCAGCAGGUCCGUUCACUCACCUGAUCUACAAGAAUAUCAACGUACCUGUGUAUACCACGCUGAAAGGAAAAGCCACUCAGAUCAGUAGUGUGCCUCUUCCUGAUGAUGAAUCUGGGUCAGAGGACGACAGCAGCUCUCUGGCCAGCCUGCGGACCUCCACCCUCAGCCCCGACAGAAAAGGGAGUGUUCCCGGGAGCCCUCGGGCCGUCAAGAGAGGUGUGUCCAUGUCCUCCAUCAGCUCAGAGAGUGAUUAUGCCAUUCCUCCGGAUGCCUACUCCCUGGACAGCGACUACUCCGAGCCUGAACACAAAGUCCAGCGCACCUCGUCCUAUUCCUGCGAGAGCACUGGGCCCGAGACGCUGGAGAAGUCUGGCUACCUGCUGAAAAUGGGCAGUCAAGUAAAGGCUUGGAAACGUCGCUGGUUCGUGCUGAGGAACGGAGAGAUUCUCUACUACAAAUCACCUAGUGAUGUGAUCAGGAAGCCUCAGGGUCAGAUGGAGCUGAACUCGUCCUGUCGUAUCGCACGCGGAGAAGGUGCACAGACAUUCCAGUUGAUUACAGAGAAGAAGACCUUCUACCUGACCGCGGAUUCACCCAACAUUUUGGAGGAGUGGAUCAGAGUUCUGCAGAACAUACUCAAGGUCCAGGCCAGCAGCCCGGUCACUGUUGAGACAACCGCCAAGCCCACUGUGAGGGGCUGGCUGACGAAGGUCAAACAUGGACACUCCAAGCUGGUCUGGUGUUCUCUGGUCAGCAAAAGCUUCUAUUACUACCGCAACCAGGAUGACAAGUUCCCGCUGGGCCAGCUCCGGAUGCGGGAGGCGUUGGUGCAGGAGGUGGACCGUUCCUGCGAUUCAGACGAGGACUAUGAGGCAGGGAAUCGAGGAUUCCUGUCCUCACACUGCACCCUGGUGGUCCAGCCCCGAGAGCAGAGCCCCACCUACCUGCUCAUCGGCACCAAGCAGGAGAAGGACACGUGGCUGUACCACCUGACCGUGGCGGCGGGCAGCAGCGCUAGCUUUAAGGUGGGCACUGAGUACGAGCAGCUCAUUGGUAAACUCCUGGAUGCCGAAGGAGACCCAGAGUCUGGUCUGUGGAGGAGUGAAGCGUUGUGUUUCUGUAAGGAGGGUCUGCACUCCCCUCUCACCACCCUGCCCUCCGAGGCUCUCCAAACAGAGGCUCUCAAGCUUUUCAAGUCCUGUCAGCUGUUCAUCAACGUGCUGGUCGAGUCUCCAUCCAUCGAUUACCACACGUCGCUGGCCCAGAAUGCACUGCAAGUGUGCCUGACCCACCCUGAGCUGCAGAAUGAGAUGUACUGUCAGCUGAUCAAACAGACUAAUUGCCGCACACCAAACAACUACUCCCUGACGCAGUGCUGGCAGCUGUUGUCUCUGUGCGUGGCUCUCUUCCUUCCUCAACAACAUUUCCUAUGGUACCUGAGGCAGUACCUGCAGCGCAAUGCUGACCCGAGGAGCGAGGUGGGGAAGUAUGCUGUGUACUGUCAAAGGUCUGUUGAGCGGACCCUGCAGAACGGGGAGCGGGAGGCCAAGCCGUCGCGGAUGGAGAUCGUAUCCAUCCUGCUGCGGAACCCCUAUCACCACUCUCUGCCCUUCAGCAUCCCUGUGCACUUUAUGAACAACACCUACCAGGUUGUGGGUUUCGAUGGUUCCACCACAGUGGAGGAGUUCCUCGCCACUCUGAACCAGAGGGUGGGGAUGAGGAAGCCUCAGCUGUCUGGAUUUGCCCUCUUUACGGAUGACCCAUCUGGCAAAGACCUGGAGCACUGCCUGCAGCCCUCUGCCAAGAUCUGUGAUGUCAUUUCCAAGUGGGAGCAGGCUUUGAAAGAGUUGCAUCCUGGGAAGUAUGAGGGCACGCGGAUCGUUCGUCUUACAUACAAGAGCAGGCUGUGUUUCCGGGCUCAGGCAAAGGGAGAGACGGAGCGAGAGCGCCUCCUGCUGGCGUACCAGGUCAAUGAUGAAGUUCACCAAGGCCACUUCCCCGUGAACAAGGAGCUGGCUCUGGAGGUGGCCGCCCUCAUGGCCCAGGUUGAGCAUGGUGAUCUCGAACGCCCGGCGGCCUCCUCGCCAACAGGAUCUCCACAACCCAAAUCUCAGCUGAUCCUCCUGCAGGCUUUGGACCGGUUUUACCCCAAACGGUACAAACAGGACUGCAGCACCGAGCAGCUGAGAGAUCUUGCUGAGCGUCUGGCCACUAAGUGGUCUGUUCUCCGUGGGUGCAGUGCAUCCGAGUGUGUGAGAAUAUAUUUAACAGUGGCUCGGAAAUGGCCUCUGUUCGGAGCCAAGCUCUUCAGUGCAAAGCCUGUGCCUCCUUCUCCUGUUGAGCAAAACCAGGUGUGGUUAGCUGUCAAUGAGGAUGGAUUGUGUGUGCUGGAUUACACCAUGCACACUCUGGUCACACACUCCUACCAAUCUGUGAUUACCUUCGGCGGCUGCCGUGAUGAUUUCAUGGUGGUGGUGAGCCAGCAGAGGGAGCCAGGAGUUGGCAAGAAGAGUGUGGAGAAGCUGGUCUUUGCCAUGGCCAAACCGAAGAUCCUGGAGCUGACUCUGCUCAUGGCCAGCUACAUUAACCACUGGACCCCGAGUCUCCCGUCUGCCUCACCCCAGACCCAGGGCCGCUGGGAUGUGGACAGCAGGCACUUCCCCUCCAUGAACUACACCACCAAGGGCCCGACACUACUGUGAAAUGUGUAAACGGCAGCCUGUUUAUGGAGUAUCUCAACAGGCAAUGAAAUGUCAGGGAAUGACGGGAGAGGAUGUCGCUUUACACCCUCGUACAGUCUGAUACAGGUUUCUUUGUUCACCUGAAGUUCACCUGAUCUGCAUUGGGUUGCAUGCAGGAGAUGUUUUUAUAUUUGUGGAAGAUUUUUUUUUUUAAUAUCUGUGGUUUGUAUGAUUAUAAUUUAGAAAUUUUAGGCCGAGUCUCACUAGACUGUAUUUAUUUCUACAACAAAAGAGUGUUCCAACUCUGCUUGAUUUAGAUAGAAAAUCACUUCCUUUUUUAAAAAUUUUGAACUUUGAAAAACUUAUUUUUGAAAUAGAAUAAAAGAGCUGAGGAGUGGCUGCCACUCGUUGAACUUCCACUUGGCAAGAGAAGCGUUUUAGUAGCUGGCAGCACUCCUUAGUCUCGCCUCUCCCCGGCCUUCAUCUAUUUCAGCCAUCCAGACCUCAGCCGUUUUGUAUUGGGGGGGGAAAAAAAGGAAAAGCUCGUGCUCUCUCUCCCUCCCUCACUCUCAAAGUUCCUCAUGCUCAUUCAUAGUGUAUUAGUACGCAUGCUUUAUUGUGGCAUGCUACCAGGUAACCAGCCAUUAAUAAUGAAUGAUUGCUGGUACUGGCUCCGCUGUUCAGAUAGCCACCCACAAUACUGAAUUUAAGGGACUAAUAAUAUGUCAUGCAUAACUAUAAAGUCUAGUUUAUUAUGUGCCUAGAAUUAGCAGUAAUACACAUUUAAUGCAGCUCAAAUUCUACAUUGACUUCUUUACAGAGCUGCAGAAUUCCCAUCCCCUGCUUCUGGUGAUGACAACAUAGGGUCCCUCGAUUGUAGGUCAGAUAAAAGCAGAAAAUAACGCCUGGCAUUUGUUGUGACCUGCAGGAAGUACUAGAUGAGUGGGGGUUUACCUCAAAUCACACAAAGCUAAACUAUACUUUACUGACCAACAGGUACAUUCCUUGUAUUAUCCCAAACAUUAGCACCCGUUCUCACUCAUCUAUAGCAUCCAAGUAGUGCAACAUACAGUAAAAAAAAAAAGGAGAUGGAAAGCGUUUACAGACACGAGUUUUGGCCUGGAUCCGCUGAUAACGUGAUAUCAUCUUGAGGUACACGACGGAUACGUUUGUGGAUGACAAACAGACAAGUUAGAAGCAGCAGAGUUCGUCAUUUUAGUGAAGGCUCUAAUGAGCGUUUGCUGUCGUUCUUCUCAUAGGAAAACUCCGCAACAGCGAGAGAUUUUUUUUUUCUUAGUCGGGCCGCUGCCCUCAUUUAGUGUCGUCUUUACAGUGUAAGAGUCUAACAGGUAGAGCGGAUAGUGAAAUAGAGCUACCAAAAACGUUUUUCUUAAAAUUACUUGAACUGCUUUUGGAUCAAACCACUGUCUUGCUCAUUUUCCUAUUUUUUAUUUAUUUUCAUUUGCAGCAUUUUUUUUUGUUGGUCUUUUGCUGGAUUUGUUUUUUUCCAGAAUGGUCACAUUUCUAUUUGAAAAGUUACAUGGUUUUGACUGUUUGCUUUAUGUAGCAGAAUAAUUUAAGAGCAGAACAUGUGUGUUGCCAUUACUACUAGUAUGUGUUUUGAGGAGAUGCUUGAAUUAUUAUACUGUUUUCUAGUGGAUGUUUACUGUGUGUACGUGUCAAUGAAAUAAAAGG
Molecule: messenger RNA, 6219 nt
Organism: Lampris incognitus (smalleye Pacific opah)
Lineage: Eukaryota; Metazoa; Chordata; Actinopteri; Lampriformes; Lampridae
Gene: plekhh1
Product: pleckstrin homology domain containing, family H (with MyTH4 domain) member 1
Exons: 30
Coding region: 259-4545 (1428 amino acids)
Cellular component (GO): cytoskeleton
Source: RefSeq, a predicted model, not a curated record